Medicago truncatula (barrel medic) is the source of this 959-nucleotide messenger RNA. RefSeq lists its product as uncharacterized. The coding region runs from base 162 to 707 and encodes 181 amino acids. The record is from RefSeq and is a predicted model, not a curated record. NCBI's taxonomy places the organism in Eukaryota, Viridiplantae, Streptophyta, Magnoliopsida, Fabales, Fabaceae. The transcript has a single exon.
GAUUAUUGGAUCGCCGUAUCCCAAACAUCACAAUCGCUGUGAUUUACUAAAAAUACGUUAAUUACCCUAAAUUAGAAUUUUUCCGUUACUAUAAAAUACCUCAACACCUAUGAAACCAAACACACUCUUCCUCAAACCAAGGAAUCCUAAUUAAAAAGAAAAUGAAUUCUUCAACAAUUUGUUCCCUGUUCCUUGGUUUGAUCCUAAUUUCUCAAUCACCAUUUGCAGCAAAUGCAACACUUCUUGGUUUAGGAGGAGGAGGAGGACCACUAGUUUCCUUAAUUUGCGCUGCUUCAUCCAACAAGGUAGAAUGUAACAAGGUUCUAUCAAGCCCACAAAUCACGCAAGCCAAGAAUUACAAACAACUCUCAAAGGCUAUCACUGAAAUCGCCAUGAAAAAAGCUGUUGAAGGACAAGCUUUCCUUAAAGGUUUGGCACAGAAAAGUAAAUCUGAAGGGCUGAACAUAUGUGCAGAUUCUUGUUAUAGUUCAGUAGUUCGGGAUUUCAAAAGUUGCUUGGAUUUUAUUGAUGGUGAUCCUGAUACUCUUAGUUAUGAUUGCAAAGUUGCUGUUGAUGAACCUACUCGAUGCGAUAGUGCAAUGGCUGCAAAUCAUAUUGUUAACCCUGCUGUUACUGCUCUUAACCGUCAAAUCUUAUUCCUUUGUGAGCUUAUAUUCAAAACUAUUGAUAAACUUCCGAACCAUUGAUAAACUUUAAAGUUAUUUUGGGUAUACUCAACCCAAAAUGAGAAGAAGAUUGUGAUGUUCAAUUUUGGUUUGUAUGUAUUUUAAUUUUAGGGUCUACUUAAUUUGGUGUGAUGAUUAGUGGCGGAGCUGAAAACAUUAUUAUGGGUGGGCCUACAAAAUAUACUCUAAUAUAUAAACAUAAACUUUUCUGUUGUAAUAAACGCUAAACACAAAGUUUCAUCAAAAAAGUAAACUACAUACCUACUUGCACUA